Molecule: messenger RNA, 1393 nt
Organism: Polistes canadensis
Lineage: Eukaryota; Metazoa; Arthropoda; Insecta; Hymenoptera; Vespidae
Gene: Plod
Product: procollagen-lysine,2-oxoglutarate 5-dioxygenase 3
Exons: 5
Coding region: 301-1161 (286 amino acids)
Biological process (GO): peptidyl-lysine hydroxylation
Cellular component (GO): endoplasmic reticulum
Molecular function (GO): procollagen-lysine 5-dioxygenase activity; iron ion binding; L-ascorbic acid binding
Source: RefSeq, a predicted model, not a curated record
GAGUAUUUAAAGAACAACUUCUUUUCACUAUUGAAAAAGUAAAACUCAAGGAUCAGAUCCGCCUGACCCUACAACCUAAAAUACAAAUGGUCCAUGUAUGAUGGGCACGCAGUCACCAGAGACAGAGUUAUGAAUCUCAAUUGGAUAAUUAUGCAUAACCCAUUGCCAGUAUGCUCAUCAAGCAAUCACAGUAGCAGAUUGACUAUGGUACAAAACAUUUAAACGAUGACCUCUGAAAAACAACACGUGGCAAUUACAUCGCGCGAGUACCAAACAACCCUGCGGGAUAUUUAACGUGUGAUGGGUUUGUGGAAUGUACCAUUCAUUAGUAAUUGUUAUUUGAUCAAUGCUACACUUAUAAAGAACAAAACAACACGUCCCUCUUAUUCAAUUGAUGAUUUGGAUACAGAUAUGUCUUUUGCAUAUGUCAAUAGAGAACGUUACAUUCAUAUGUAUGUUAGUAACAGAUUAGAUUUUGGACAUUUGGUUGAUCCAGAUACUUACAAUAUUAAAUUAACACAUCCGGAUUUCUAUCAAAUAUUAGAUAAUAAAUUCGAUUGGAAUAAAAGAUACAUACAUGAAAACUAUACUCUGAACUUCGAUCCGAAUCAUAAAUCUCUACAGCCGUGUCCAGAUGUUUAUUGGUUUCCUAUUGCCAAUCGACGAUUUAUUAAAGAAAUGGUCAAUAUCGUAGAAACGUAUGGUGAUUGGUCUGAUGGUACAAAUCAUGAUCCAAGAUUAUCAGGUGGUUAUGAGAAUGUACCAACUCGUGAUAUUCACAUGAAUCAAAUUAAUUUUGAAACGCAAUGGUUAUAUUUUUUAAAAGAAUAUGUUAGACCUCUACAAGAGCUAGUAUUCACGGGAUACUACCACGAUCCACCGCGCGCCCUUAUGAAUUUUGUUGUUCGAUACCGGCCAGACGAACAACCAUCAUUAAGGCCGCAUCACGAUAGUUCGACGUACACAAUUAAUAUUGCUCUUAACGAAGUUGGGGUUGACUAUGAAGGCGGUGGAUGUAGAUUUAUCCGAUAUAAUUGUUCGGUCACCAAUACGAAACCUGGUUGGAUGUUGAUGCAUCCUGGAAGACUGACACACUUUCAUGAAGGAUUAAAAGUAACCAAGGGUACUCGUUAUAUAAUGAUUUCUUUUGUUGAUCCAUGACAAGUUUAAAAUAAAGAAACUAUAAGUUUCGUUCAGAUUUCAUAAAUCUCACGAAAGACUUAUAUUUCAUGUAAUUAUAUCAAUUAAAUGUGUUCUUUUAACUUUGAAUUGAUAAUAUAAUUGUGAUACAAGAUCGUAUCAUGUAUUAUUUUUAUAAUGUUGUAUCAUAAUUGUAAAUGCACAUACUUCAUUCAUGAUAAUAAUAAUGACUGAACAUUUAUACAGAUUGAUG